AUGGCAGACCGCGCUCGGUCUUGCCAGUCCAUUGGGCAACAUCUUCGGAAUUUAUAUCAACGCCUUCUUGACCGAGAGAUGGGGCCACAAAAAGACCUGUUUAGGUACAUUGGGCUUCCUGACCGGGGUUCUUUUCAUCCCUUUUUCGCGAAGAAUAUUCAAGUUCUCUUCGUUGGAGGACUUCUCUGUGGUCUCGCAUGGGGCGUAUUUACUACCUUGGCUCCUGCAUACGCCUCUGAAGUGGCACCUGUUGUGCUCCGUUCCUAUCUUGAAACAUACGUCGUGCUCUGCUGGGGCAUUGGUCAAUUCGUCGCUACCGUGCAGUGGGUUUGGCCCGUGAUCAUUGUUCCUGCCCUCAUCGUUGCGCCUGGGUCCCCAUGGUGGUUGGUCUGCAAGGGUCGCAUCAUCGAGGCUGAGAAGUCCAUCAAGCGUCUCUCCUCUCAGGGUCCGGAUCACGCUAAAAUGUCCAUUUCCCUAAUUAUUGAGACUACCAAGCUGGAGAUGGCAAUGACUGAGGGUGCUCCAUUCAUCGAUUGCGUUCGGGGCACCAACGCCUGGUGCACAGAGAUUGGCUGCAUUGUGUGGACUUCCCAGGUACUCAGCAGCUUUGCUAUUACCUCUUAUGCUACCUAUUUCUAUGAACAGGCUGGAUUGGCUACUUCUGAUGCGUACAAAAUGAGUGUCGGCCAGAGUGGUCUGCACUUCCUCUGUACGCUGCUGUCAGUCUUGAUUACGGGCAACUUUGGUAGUCGGCCGGUCCUCUUUUGUGGAUAUAUUGGCAUGGGCACAUCCACGUUGAUUUUGGGUAUUAUGGCCUGCGUUCACCAGACUUCAGUCCUAGGUUACGGAGAAUCUGCGAUGUACCUCCUUUGGUAUGUCUUCUACGAGCUCACCCUCGGCCCGCUCGCAUUCAUCAUUGUCGGAGAGAUUUCCUCUACCCGGCUGCGCUCGAAGAGUAUCUCUCUCGCGCGUAACGCUUACAACGUUGCCAACGUGUUCAGCUCCUCUGUCGUCCCUUAUACCCUCAAUCCAACUGAAGGUAAAUGGAAAGGCAAGACAACGUUUUUGGCCGCUGGUUUCACUGUCAUCCUUACUAUUUGGGCCUACUUCCGCCUUCCCGAGUCUCAAGGACGGACCUAUGAGGAACUGGACAUCCUAUUCUCCAAGAACUUGAAGGCUUGGGAGUUCAUGAAUGCGCAAAUUGACGAUGAUGCUGCAGAGCAUAUUACAAAGAAGGAUUAA
Messenger RNA from Penicillium cinerascens, 1242 nucleotides. RefSeq lists its product as uncharacterized. The transcript is spliced from 2 exons. Lineage: Eukaryota; Fungi; Ascomycota; Eurotiomycetes; Eurotiales; Aspergillaceae. Gene Ontology annotation, cellular component: membrane. The record is from RefSeq and is a predicted model, not a curated record. The coding region runs from base 1 to 1242 and encodes 413 amino acids. Gene Ontology annotation, biological process: carbohydrate transport; transmembrane transport. Gene Ontology annotation, molecular function: carbohydrate:proton symporter activity.